UGCUAUAGAGACGAGGCCUGGCGAGGCCUGCUUUGAAACGCAAAUCCUGGCGGAGGCAUGGUGGAGCUCGGGGAUGGUUUCCGCGGCGCGGCUGCUUCUAGGCGGCUCCUCCUCCUCCUCGCCCUGCUGCAGCCGGGAAGCGGCGAUGACGGCUGGGACCCGGCGGGAUACUUGCUCUAUUGUCCCUGCAUGGGGAGAUUUGGGAACCAGGCAGACCAUUUUCUGGGCUCUUUGGCAUUUGCCAGGAUGAUCAAUCGGACUUUAGCCGUGCCUCCCUGGAUUGAGUACCGACACCACAGGCCUCCAUAUACGAAUCUGCACGUUCCCUACAAAGAAUAUUUCAAGGUAGCCCCUCUCCUGGAAUAUCACCGGGUCGUUACCUUGGAAGAGUUCAUGGAGAAGCUAGCUCCUGUCCACUGGCCUCCUGGGAAGAGAGUGGCCUUCUGCUUUGAAGCAGCAGCUCAGAGAAGUGCUGAUAAAAGGACUUGCCCCAUGAAGGACGGAAAUCCCUUUGGGCCCUUUUGGGAUCAGUUUGACGUGGAUUUCGAUAGGUCGGAGCUGUUUGGGGGCAUCUCCUUCAGUGCCUCUUACAAGGACCGCUGGAUCCGAAGGUUUCCACCCUCUGAAUAUCCUGUUGUAGCCCUCCCGGGUGCACCGGCCCAGUUUCCAGUUCUGGAGGAGUUCCGGCCUCUGCAUCGGUUUAUGGUGUGGUCUGAUGAACUGGUGGACAAGGGAGAGUCCUAUAUUAAUUCCUUCCUAGUCAGACCCUACGUGGGAAUACAUCUACGAGUGGGCUCCGACUGGAAAAAUGCCUGCAAUAUGUUGAAGGACGGCACAGCCGGAUCUCACUUAAUGGCUUCCCCUCAGUGUGUGGGCUAUAACCGUAACACUGCUGCUCCCCUCACCAUGGACAUGUGUCUGCCAGGCCUGAAUGAGAUCGAACGCGCCCUUGAGCUCUGGGUGAAUGCAGUCGAAGCAAAAGCUGUGUACGUUGCGAGUGAUUCUGAGCCCUACACCAACGAAAUACAGCAGCUCUUCAAAGGAAAGGUAAAAGUGGUCUACUUGCAGCCUGAAGUGGCCCAGAUAGAUUUAUACAUCCUCGGCCAGGCUGACCAUUUCAUUGGGAAUUGCGUCUCCUCCUUUACUGCUUUUGUAAAACGAGAGCGUGACGUGCAUGGGAGGCCGUCCUCCUUUUUUGGCAUGGACCACCCACCCAAGCUGCGAGAUGAGCUGUAGUAUGCUGAGGACGAGUUACCUCUUCCCUUCAGCCCACCCACGGCACACAACUGGGAUAAAUACGGGGCUCUGAGGAAAGCCAAGUUCUGCACAAGUUUGAACAAGCUGCAUAGUUCAUGUCGGUGGCUGAAAGGAUGCGUCUUCCAGGAAUUUGUUCCUCCUCAACCAAUCCACUCAGUUUCCUCUUAUUUUUGUGCUCCUUUACUGCGGCUCCUGGGACUGACUUUCUGGGUUGGUGUUUUCUUAAUACACAAUAUUCUCACAAAACAGCCUGCUCGGUCGCAAGGCGUUUUCUAGAGUUCAGAACUGGAAGAUUCAUUCCAAAUUAUGUGGCUAAUUGACUGAAUGCACCUGCUACGUUUCAGUUUACUAGUCUGGAAAAAGAAUUUAUUCUUGAUGUCUUUCACUGACAGAAGUCUAAGAGGACACAUUUCACAAUCUUCAGAGAACAGCAACAGAAAAGGAAUAUUAGUCAUAAUAACACUGGAUCAGCAGUGUCAUCUGCCAGACCCAGGAAGCGGGAUUGCAGAAGGCUGGCGGCAUGGGGUUAUUUGGGGGGGGGCAUUUCAUAUUAUGAGAGAUCUUUUUAAGCGGUUUUGUAUUUUACGUAAAUUGCAGUCCAAACACUGUAUGUGGUAUAAAAUGAAACUUCUUAAAAGUACUGCCAAGAAACAUCUUGUUUAAAAAAUAUAAUUACUGCGGAUAGCACCCAAAGGUUCUGAUGCACUGGUGGGGCACACCUUUCCACUGGCGAAGGGCUCUACUACAAGUGAGACAGAACCUUUGGAUCUGACUCUUCCAGUAUAAUUAUUGCCUACUUUUCUCAGACACUUUUACAGCACAGUGGAUUCCAGCAUAUCUAAAGCUGUUUGAGUUGUUUGCAGCAAGUCAGUUGUGUGUUAACACCUCAGAAGACCCAGCCUGGCCUGUAUCUUGAAACUUUGCUUCUUACAGACAUUACGGAAACGGGAGUGGGGGCGGGAACGACAUUUCGGUAUUCAUUCAUUAUUGGAUGUCCCACAUUCUGUGGGCUUCUAUUUUAUGUUUCCAUUUUAUGGGCUUCCAUUUUAUGUUUACAAAGCUGCGUGUUUGUGGUGCUGAGCAGGGCAUAACCACUCAUUUUGCUUUACAUUUCAGAGGCUAUUUUGGCAUCUUUGGAAAGAGGAGCCAAGAGCCAACAGGGUCGUGGUAUAAAUAUUUCCACCUUUCCCUGAAAUCUUAGCACAACUUUCUCUGUACAUCUGAACUAGGUCCAUUCAGUUAGCUCUAGAAUUUUAAAACAGCAACCUAGAUUACUGUAGAAGAAUUGCAAAUUGUCAUGUCAGCUAUUUCUUGUACCUUUUCCCCAUCGUAUACAAUCAGUAGUAACUUACACAAUUGUGUACAUUCUGAACACUGGCAGGUUAUUUUGGCUACUGAAUGCAUGCACUAAAUAUCUCCUUAUUGCAAAGUCUUAGUGGAAGAGACAGCAUAUGAAUCACUGCUGUGGAGACGGAUGCUUUUUAAAGGUGUCUGUGUGUAUUGUUGGGCUUGAAGAGAUCCAGUGUGGCGGGGGGGUGGGGGGGCAGUGUAGGACUGAGCCACAGAAGCUCCCUACUUGACGUCAGGCCAGUUAUUCUUUCUCUGCCUAAUCUACAUCGCAGGCUUGUUGUGAGGAUAAAAUGUAGGAGGGAAAAACCAUUUAUGACGCUCUCAGUUCUUUGUAAUGGUGAUAUUAAAAUAUAACGUAGUUUAAGACUUGACAAAUUUUCUCAAACUGUAGGAACCAGCCCAAAAAAAAAAAGAGAUGCCAGACAUAUGACACAUGCAUGUCUUUUAUUGGCCAUAUUUUCUAUUUAUUGGCACCAUCAAAUCAAAUUUAAUUCCAAUCUGUGACAAAGGUAUUGUAGUAUAUAAAUAAAUAUAUUGGGACCAAUUAAGAAAUCAAUUCAUCCACCACCAUUAAAAGGUGUAAAGUUAAGUUUACAUAUAAGCUAGCAGUGACAGGAAUAGGCACAUUUAUUUUAUAAUAGUAAAUUUAUAAAUGACAUAAAUAAAAUAAGAG
This is a messenger RNA of Eublepharis macularius, 3280 nucleotides long. It is a transcript of the gene POFUT1, whose product is annotated as protein O-fucosyltransferase 1. Gene Ontology annotation, biological process: protein O-linked glycosylation via fucose; regulation of Notch signaling pathway; Notch signaling pathway. The transcript has 7 exons. Gene Ontology annotation, cellular component: endoplasmic reticulum. Gene Ontology annotation, molecular function: peptide-O-fucosyltransferase activity. Lineage: Eukaryota; Metazoa; Chordata; Lepidosauria; Squamata; Eublepharidae. The record is from RefSeq and is a predicted model, not a curated record. Bases 58 to 1236 code for a protein of 392 amino acids.